GUUGUUAACCCAGUGACCAUAGACAUCUUACUCAUGAGAGAGGGAGAGGACAGUGUCCAUUGUUUAACAGUGAAGAGGGCAAUUUUACUAGUCUGUCCUAUUGGUACUUACAAAUUUGAGGUCGGAAAUGGACAGUGUUCGCCGUGCCCAGCUAAGAGCCACGCAGACCAUAACAGAACCCUGUCUUGUACUUGCAUCGCUGGGUACUUUAGAACUGAGACAGACAGACCAUCAAAAGCCUGCACAGCCCCUCCAGGCCCUCCGAAGAAUCUUCAGGCCAAAGUCAAUAGAGAGACCUCUGUGAUCACGCUAUCCUGGGAACGGCCAGCAGAUACCGGUGGCAGAUCUGACAUCAAGUAUUGGAUUAAUUGUCCGAAGUGUCCAAAUGAUGUCCACUUCUCUCCUAGCUAUUCAGACCUGAUUUCAAAUGAGGUUAACGUGAGCCGAUUAGCCUCUUACACCCAGUAUACAUUCUACAUCUAUUCACAAAAUGCUGUCUCUAAGUACAGUAAGGAUUCCGAUAGCUAUGCCGCCACCAAUGCGUCCACUUUCUCCUCUGUACCAUCAGCAGUGAGGAAUUUUGAAAUCAAGCAGGUUUCCCAAACUAGUGUAGUCUUGCGUUGGGAUUUGCCAGAAUUUCCCAACGGUAAGAUACUGGAUUAUGAGGUGUGCUACCGAGAGAGCUCUGAAACAAUUGAGAAGAGCAAGUAUCACACACAGAGUCCAAUCAACAGAGAAUUUCAAGAGACAACUAUUGAUUCUUUGAAGGCAGGAAAAGAAUAUGAAUACAGGGUGAGAGCAAGAACUGAAGUUGGAUUUGGAUCCUAUUCUGAGCCGAUUGUUGUUUCAACGACUGGCCUAGGUGAAGACGAUCCAGUGACCAUCACCCUGCUAGCUGGUGGCGUUUCUGCAGUGCUCGUCAUUAUGGUUCUGUGUGGCAGUGUCGUCCUCCUUGUAUUCUACAAAAAGAGGAAGGUGAAGGAGCCAAUUUACAUAUAUCAACAGAUGAUCCCAGGAGAACAGGGACAAAAGGAAAUGCCAGCACUGACUGAAGGAAUGGUGUAUACCAACGGAGAGGUCAUUCUACCCAAGAUGAGCAAGCCAAGAACAUACAUUGACCCUAAAACCUACAGUGAUCCUGACCUGGCCGUGCAAGACUUUGCCACCGAGAUAGAGGCAUCAAAGAUCAGCAUUGUAGAAGUUAUAGGAGGAGGUGAAUUUGGUGAUGUAUGCAGUGGUUACUUAAGAAUGCCAGACAGCACCACUAGGAAGGUAGCAGUGAAGACGCUGAAACCUGGUGUCUCAGAGAGAGACAAGAUAGACUUCCUCAGUGAGGCAUCCAUCAUGGGACAAUUUGAUCACCCUAAUGUUGUACGACUAAUGGGUGUAGUCACAAAAACUCGACCGGCAAUGAUUAUUACAGAGUUUAUAAAAAAUGGUGCUUUGGAUCAGUAUUUGAGGGAAAAUGAUGGACAGCUGACAUUAAUGCAACUUGUUCAGGUACUCCGUGGAAUAGCUUCCGGAAUGUGUUACUUAGCCGAGAUGAACUUUGUACAUCGAGACUUAGCAGCACGUAAUAUUCUAGUUGGUGAAAAACUUGUCUGUAAAGUAGCAGAUUUUGGUUUGUCACGGAGCAAGGAGGAAGGAGCGUAUGAAACAAAGAGUGGAGGAAAGAUUCCAAUCCGCUGGACAUCACCAGAAGCAAUCUCAUACAAGAAGUUUACAUCUGCAUCGGAUGUAUGGAGCUACGGAGUUCUGAUGUGGGAAGUGGUAUCGUUUGGAGAACGGCCAUAUUGGAAUUGGUCUAAUCAAGACGUUAUACAAGCUGUUGAGAAGGGGUACCGGCUUCCCCCUCCCAUGGACUGCCCUGAGGCCGUACAUCAGCUCAUGUUGGAUUGUUGGCAGAAAGACCGUCUACAUCGACCAACCUUUGCUACAAUUGUAUCCAUCUUAGAAAGGAUGAUCCGAAUGCCGUCAACACUCUCAGCUAAAGCCAAGAGGGAGAGCCUAACGCAUACGGCACCACAGUUUAGUAAGAUCCAGACAGUAGAUGAUUGGCUUGACAAUAUCAAGAUGGGACGGUACAAGGAGAAUUUUGCAGAUGCUGGAUUAUUUAAACUUGGUGAGAUUGCACGCCUAUCACACAGUGACCUCCCAAGGUUAGGGGUCACACUUGUAGGUCAUCAGAAGAAAAUAAUGAAAGGAGUAGAGGUAAUACGGCUACAUAUAGAGCAGAUAGAAGAGACUCUAGUGUAACUCGGUGGUCAACACACAUAACAAUGUGUGUAUGUGUGUGAUACACAUGUUCCCAUGUGAGUUUAUAUAAUGCGUACUGACAGUAUGUAAAUGUAAUGAAGAAGCUGCAACAGGCAUUGAACGUCAUCCCGAGUGCUGUCCGUUGCCAAUCCAACCCACCAAUAAAUAUCAAGUUCAUUCCAUGUUAUACAGAUGACUGGCCCUUUUUUAAUGUUUUUGAAUAUUAAUUAUACACAUUCAUGGCCUUUUUAUCAUGUUUAAAUAUAGAUAAUACAGAUUCCGGGCCUAUUUUAUGUUGCUCGAACAUUACACAGCCUUGGGCCUUUUAUGAGGCUUGCAAAUUGAAUUGUACAUAUCUGGGCCAUUUUGAGAUGAUUGCAAAUUAAGGUUUAAAGAUCUCGGUUACAUUUCCGUAGCGUUCGCAAAUUCAGUGUACAAACUAAUGGCACUGAAUUAAAAUAUGUUUUUUUAUGAUCAUGAACAUGAAUUGCAUAGUUUGUAAGUAUACUCCUCUUUGCUAAUUUAAUGAAUUUAGAUUAUAUAAUUUUUAAAUUGUCUGUUCUUCUAAAGCUAUAUAAAUUAAAUUGCAUAUGUAAUUAAGAUUUUUUUCCUUAAAAAUCUUUGUUUAAAUACAUAUAUUAUAAUAAUUAACUUUUAAAGAAAAACUUUUCUGAUUAGUCAAACUUUAUGUGUUCAUAUAUACUUUAGUGUUGAUAUAUAAUUAUGGAUUAUUUAAAAUUAAAUGUAUUUGAUUUAAUACAUUCUCAUAAUCUAUGUUCAGGGACCAUUUCGUGUAUGUGUAUACAAGCAUGUAUAUAUAAAACUGUAUGCUAUUCUAAAAUACAUGAAUGAUUGUGUAAUGUUUUUCUGAAGAGAGAUGUAUUGUAAAAAUGUAAAUCAUAUGUUGAUACAUCUAAAGUAAACUAAGAUGGAGCUUUGAGUGUUAAACAACUUGUGUGUUAAAAAUUAUACAUGUUAAGGGCCAAUGCUGCAUAGGACUUGUGUGCUGGUUCUAUUUUAAUGUAUCAGAAAUAUUAAAAAAUAUCUGAGACAAAAAAAUGUACAGAAAGUUAAUUAAUUUGUUUUUAUAUAUAUAUUUUUUCCUUUGAAGGUAAAAUAGAAUAAUAUUAUGUCAUAAUAUAUAUUAAUCUUAACAAAAAUAUAAAAAAUAUACACAUUUUAGGAUCAUUAUUUUUUAUUUAAUGAACACUUACAAAAAAGAAGUGACAGAAGCAAGCCAACUGGUAACUAACCUCUGCAAAAGCUUGCACCUUACAAUGCUCAGAUAUUUGAUAUAUUUAUAUGAUGCCAAUGCAGCUACUUACUUUGGACCCAAAAUUGUUAUAGAGAUUUUUUAAUAGACAAUGAAAUAAUGUUUUUAGCAAGCUUAUUCGCAUCUUUUAAAUUUGUAAUGCCUCUUGGUGUUGGCAACAGUGACUAUAAGCCAAAUUCCUUAGAUUAUUAUACACCCCUAUUAGAGAAAAGGAUUAAUCUCACUACCAUGCCUAGUAUUAUAUAUUCUCAAUAUCUGUUUUUCAAUCACAUAGAUAUUAACUUAUGUUAUUUACGACAUAAAAUGAUUUGUAAAACCAUUUGCAUGGUGCAAAUUUUAUGUAAAUUAUUUGUUCAAACUGAUUUUAGCUGAAAUUUUAAUGCUAUGCAAAACUUCAUAUCCGUAUAAAUCAUUAAUUUAAAAAGUAGUAUCUAAUGUUGCACAGUAAGGUGCAGUUUGAUUUUAUCCAAUUUAUUUUUACUCAGUUUUGUUGUGGUACUGCUAAGGUGGAUACUGAUUCUGAAGCAUUGAUGCAAACAAUUCUGACUUAGUUUACGCAAUAGAUUCCUGCAUGGUACCACGCACCCAGAUUCAGAACAGACAUACAUGAUUCCAUUGUGUUUUUAAAAUUGCUUUUACCUCUAGUUGUGAGGUGAAUCUAAAUCUACUGCUGCACUAACAUGAGAAUAUGUUAGAAAAUUUAGUUUGAAUAAUGGAUUGACUUGAGCUAUAUGAAAGCAUCUAUUGCAAGCUAUAAAUGAAAUUUAAGAUGUUGCUUUAUAUAUUACCAAAAAAAAAUGUCUACGUCUUGUUCAGAUGAAUAACCUCAUGAUUGCCUGAUUUUUUUCUCUGUUAAUAUCCAUCUUUUAAAAAUAUUAUACAUGUUAUUUAUGAAAAUUUCACAAAAAGGUUUACAUUUUUUUUAUUUGAUGAAAUAUAGUACUGUUAUUUUAAUGUUAUAUUAUGAUGUUUUUAUUUUAUAUAUAAAAAAAAUUAAAAUAUGUAUUGAAAAUCUGUACUUAUCAUUAAUAGGCUUGGUAUUUAGAAGUUGUAAAAAAGUCUACAUCCAUUGUUCCCACCCCAUUGUUAAAUUAUUCCAUAUUUCUCUUAUAUUUUUAAGUUUUCAUUUGUAGUAUACAUAAAAAUAUUAAAAUAAAUAAACCACAAGAGAGGAAAACUGACGAAAAAAUUGGUACAUAUGCUACAUGUAUCUAUAUUAAUUCUUUCUUUCAAAUUUUAAUGUAAAUAUUCAUAACUACUCCAGCAACAUUUGGUUAUGAAAUCAAUAAAAUUCCGAUUGAAAUAUAAUAUCAAUCAAUAAUCAAUUGUCCAUUAUGUUUCCUGUUUACAUUCAUGUUUAUUGUCUGCUUAAUUGUUUAAGCUGAUUGAUUAUGUGUCGUUGGUGGCGCUAGACUGUAGCGGCACGCGAAAUUCAGUGGUCUUAAAUCUUAAUAUAAAUGUCCGAGUGUAAAUAAUAUUGUGAAAAGAAUAAAGAUCAUUGGAUUGAACAACA
Messenger RNA from Anneissia japonica, 5042 nucleotides. Its product is annotated as ephrin type-A receptor 4-like. The record is from RefSeq and is a predicted model, not a curated record. Gene Ontology annotation, cellular component: neuron projection. Gene Ontology annotation, biological process: axon guidance; protein phosphorylation. Bases 34 to 2256 code for a protein of 740 amino acids. Gene Ontology annotation, molecular function: ATP binding; protein binding; transmembrane-ephrin receptor activity. NCBI's taxonomy places the organism in Eukaryota, Metazoa, Echinodermata, Crinoidea, Comatulida, Comatulidae. The transcript has 15 exons.